Messenger RNA from Cordyceps militaris CM01, 507 nucleotides. RefSeq lists its product as uncharacterized. Bases 1 to 507 code for a protein of 168 amino acids. Lineage: Eukaryota; Fungi; Ascomycota; Sordariomycetes; Hypocreales; Cordycipitaceae. The transcript has 3 exons. The record is from RefSeq and is a predicted model, not a curated record.
AUGCGAAAAAUAAAUGCGCUGCAUAUCCGUUUCUACGCGCAAAAGGCGGGCACUUGUUCGGAACAUGUUUCCGUUGGAUGGCUUGCAUACCCAACCGCCAGUCAGCGCAAGAAGAAGCACCGCAAGGAGAAACUAAAGAUAGGACUGGUAAUUCUUGGCCGGUCAGGACCUCAUCCGACGAAUUUUAUUGUCAGGUUGGACGAUGAGGCUUUAACGACUUUUGUGCGGGCGACGUCGCCGGACUGUCCCCGCCGAGCUGACAAGACCUUGCAUAGAGUUGAUCCAGGCAUUGUAACUAGAUUGCGGCAAAAGGCUGAGAAAUCUUCGGCCAGCGCCGCAAGGGAAGUUCAGGCUUUUUAUGGGCGUCAGCUCAGAGGCGCACCUCGACGGGCGACGCCGACACUGUGUGAUACAUUAGUAACGAAGGCCGUUUCUGGCAGCCUCGCGUUUGCAGGUGAGAACCCGGAUGGACCAGUUUUGGCCUUUGUCGUCGCUGUGAGUGGUUAG